AUCAUCAGCACCCUCUUGCUGGCCAUCACGUUAUUUGGACAUGGGUUCUUCCACAAAAAAGAAGAAGUAAUUAUGUUUUUUUUUUAUAGCCACUAUUACAUUUACUAAUUAUAUCAUACACAUGUUGUUAUAAUAAUGAUGUGUCCAUCUAGCCUGGUACUAGAUCUGUUUGUGCUGUCUUUCCAACUCCUACAGUGUUUAGCAUGACAACAACCAUAGGAGUUGGCAAUACAGCAUAAACAGAUCUGAGACCAGGCUAGAGUCCAGCAGCAUCAUUGUAAUAUUAUGAUUAUAAAGCCAGAAUUGCCAUAUCAUUAAUUUGGCUUGUCUUCCUAUUCACAGAUAGGCGAGAUUCUACCAGGGAUAGUAAUGAUGUAUGUCCUAGAAGCAGCAACCCUGGUCCUGUCAAUCUUUGGGGGUUUUGGCGCUCGCAAGGAGAAGAAAUGGGCUGUGGUUCUGGUAAGCUUGCCUAGACCUGUCAAAAUAUGUUAGCCUGAUCCCAGAUCUGUUUUGUCUUGGAUAAUUAUCAUAGGAGUUGGCUAUACAGCACAAACAUAUCUGGGACCUGGCUACCGACUUGACGUCUCCUCUGCUGCAAACUGUUCCUUUCUGACAAGUAAUGGCAUGCCAUAAAACUCAACUGAAACCAGUCAAGACUUUUCCCAUGACAUGCUUCCAACAUGUUUUCCAAAAAGAGUGAUAAGGUUUGAAUUAACCUUUAGUAUUGAUUUUGCUUGACAACCCCUAUAUGUGUGUGUAGUUUUCAGUAGGUAUGUCACUGGCCAGCCUAUACCUGUUUGUGGAGUGCGUGAGAGCAUAUGAAUCCAAACACAAGGUACAGUAGUCUAUAUAUAUAUAUAUAUAUUUACAGGUAACUGCCAAAAUAAAGGGAACACCAACAUAGUAUCUUAACAGGGUGUUGGGCCACCACGAGCAGCCAGAACAGCUUCAAUGCACCUUGGCAUAGAUUCUACAAGUGUCUGGAACUCUAUUGGAGGAAUGUGAAACAAUUCUUCCACGAGAAAUUCCAUCAUUUGGUGUUUUGUUGAUGGAAAACGCUGUCUCAGGCGCUACUUCAGAAUCUCACAUAAGUGUUCAAUUGGGUUGAGAUCUGGUGAAUGAGAAGGCCAUGGCAUAUGGUUUACAUCAAUCGUUUUCAUGCUCAACAAACAAUUCAGUGACCACCCGUGCCCUUUGGAUGUGGGCAUAUCAUCCUAUGGGGGCGUAGCCAUGGUAGCCAAAAUAAUGUUCAUACUGUACAUGACCCUAAACAUGAUGGGAUAUUAACUGCUUAAUUAACUCAGGAACCACACCUGUGUGGAAUCACCUGCUUUCAAUAUACUCUGUGUCCCUCAUUUACUCAAGUGUUUCCAUUAUUUUUGGCAGUUACCUGUAUAUAUCUUAACUUUUUAAUUCAACCUUGAGCCAAUGUUUGUUUGCUGUUCUGGUGAAAAUAUAUUUGAGAAUGUAUUGUAUGAUGGUGCAAUGCAUCUGAUUCUUGAUAAUUUAAUGUACUGUGUCUGUCCAUUUCAAAUUCAUAGCUGAUUAUAGGUUUCAGCUGUGAAUAUAACACUCAAUGUAAACUUUAUUAAUUUCAAGUUGGAGGAGUUAACCAGAGACGAAUACCUAGCGAUGAUGCCUCUGAGUAGAGCGAAUCAAACAGAUAUAAAAGAGAUUUACAACAUGCAGACUAACGUAAGUCACCUUCAUUUAAUGCUUCUUAUGGUCUCUGCUUGUGCCAAUUCAAUGUCCCAGGGUGCCAAUUCAAUGUCCCAGGGUGCCAAUUCAAUGUCCCAGGGUGCCAAUUCAAUGUCCCAGGGUGACAGUUCAAUGUCCCAGGGUGCCAAUUCAAUGUCCCAGGGUGCCAAUUCAAUGUCCCAGGGUGUCAAUUCAAUGUCCCAGGGUGCCAAUUCAAUGUCCCAGGGUGUCAAUUCAAUGUGUGUCUUAAGGGCCAGUUUUCCAUAUUAUGUCAACCUAGGCCUAGACUAAAAGCACUUUCAUUGGAGAUUUCUCCAUGGAGGGUUCUUCCAGAACUAGGCUUGAACUAUAUCUGGUAAAUCACGCCUAAGUGUUUUUAAAAUGUCUGCUGUGGUGUUUCCUUCACUAUCAGAUCAAAUGCUGUGGGCUCGUACAAGGCUACCAAGACUGGGGCACAGACAUCCCAAUCUCCUGCCUCUGUUCUGAUGAGGACUCAACAGACUUUAAAUGUGUGAGUCUGCUGUGUUAAAUAAGUUAUCUUGUUGCUGUUGAUGUUGUUGUUAUCUGUAUGCUAAGGAGGAUGGGUUUCAAUGUGUCAGCCUGUGUUAAAUAAAUUACCACUCAAAUAUGAAAGUGUAAAUCUGUUGUCUUUCGGAAAGAGCAAUUUAUUUAUUUAUUCUAUUAUUUCUUUAAAAUGUGUUUUUAAAACAAAAUACAAAACAGACGAUAAGGAGAGUGACAAGACGACCAUAAAUACACUGAGGAAGAUGUACAUGACAAUAUUCUAAAAGACCAACAAAAACGAUAGAACACAUUUGGACCAGACAAUUAUCAUGGAUGCCGUAGUGUAGCCUAAUAAGAAAUAAUGCAGAUAAAGUCAAGCACUGUUUUAAACCAUGUCACAUUCUAUUUCAGGUUGCUCGUGGUAACAAUACAAGAUUUGUUAUUCACUAUCCCAACAGUGAUAAGCCUGAGGAUGAUGACCGCAAGAGAUUAAUGGAUGAACACAUGCUGGUAUAUGAAGAGGUAAAAACAUGUAAUUCCACUACACCAGGGAUGGGCAAAUGGCGGCCAUUUUCAAGGCCCUCGGAUCAGUUAGCCCAUGUCAGCUAAUAUUUUUUAGAUUGCUAAAUUAGUUUAGCGGCCAGCUAUCUAAACUUGUUAUCAUGGUCAAAUUACCGCCCAUGGGGCCCCCAUUGAUGUUGUUAGUCAGUCUCACUCUCAUGUCAUAUUAAAAACUGCAUACAUUUCUCACCACUCUAUGGCAAAAUGUGUAGAAUUGCAGCAAACUUGCUUUAUAACUGCAACAUUUUCUUUUUGCACGAAAUGAACUCAAACACUUUUUUUCCCUCUCUCUGCUGUCAAGAGGGGGCAACUAAAAGUUUAGCUCGCAAUUUUGCGCUAAAUGUUUUGCUCGCAAUUGUGUAUCAAACUAGAAGGUCAUAAUUCUAGUUUGAUACAUAAAGAUGACUUACAGUACUCAUUGAUACAAUAAACGGCUAUUUGUUCAAGUUCUGAUAUAAUAUGGACCUAUAUACUCUUGUUUUUCUCACAAAAUGACAAACUCUUAAUUUUUCAUUUUCAGCCAUGUCUUCCCAUCUUAAUCUCUGUCUUGGGCUAUGGACUCAUUCUGAUAACAGGAAUAUUUAUAGCACUUACAGCAUUAUGGGUAUGUAUUUCAGAUCUAUGUCUGUACUAUUGAACCAUUCCAGGGUUGGGGUCAAUUCAGUUUUUUCAAUUCAAUCAAUUGAAAUUCAAUUCCCAAAUUGAAAAUUGUCCAUAGUUUUUCAUGUGGAUUUUUCAAUUCAGGAAGUGAUUUUCAAUUGAUUGAAUUUAAUUGACUACCUGAAUUGAAAACUUUUUUUGCAUUAGUAGUAGUAUUGGUUUAUUAUAAUUAUUACACCCAGGCCGUACUUGGCAGCUAAAAAAUGAAUUGCAGUACACAGUACAUACAGUGAGGGAAAAAAGUAUUUGAUCCCCUGCUGAUUUUGUACGUUUGCCAACUGACAAAGAAAUGAUCAGUCUAUAAUUUUAAUGGUAGGUUUAUUUGAACAGUGAGAGACAGAAUAACAAAACAAAAAUCCAGAAAAAACGUGAUAAAUUGAUUUGCAUUUUAAUGAGGGAUAUAAGUAUUUGACUCCUCUGCAAAACAUGACUUAGUACUUGGUGGCAAAACCCUUGUUGGUAAUCACAGAGGUCAGACAUUUCUUGUAGUUGGCCACCAGGUUUGCACACAUCUCAGGAGGGAUUUUGUCCCACUCCUCUUUGCAGAUCUUCUCCAAGUCAUUAAGGUUUCGAGGCUGACGUUUGGCAACUCAAACCUUCAGCUCCCUCCACAGAUCUUCUAUGGGAUUAAGGUCUGGUGACUGGUUAGGCCACUCCAGGACCUUAAUGUGCUUCUUCUUGAGCCACUCCUUUGUUGCCUUGGCCGUGUGUUUUGGGUCAUUGUCAUGCUGGAAUACCCAUCCACAACACAUUUUCAAUGCCCUGGCUGAGGGAAGGAGGUUCUCACCCAAGAUUUGAUGGUACAUGGCCCCGUCCAUUGUCCCUUUGAUGCGGUGAAGUUGUCCUGUCCCCUUAGCAGAAAAACACCCCCAAAGCAUAAUGUUUCCACCUCCAUGUUUGACGGUGGGGAUGGUGUUCUUGGGGUCAUAGGCAGCAUUCCUCCUCCUCCAAACACGGCGAGUUGAGUUGAUGCCAAAGAGCUCAAUUUUGGUCUCAUCUGACCUCAACACUUUCACCCAGUUCUCCUCUGAAUCAUUCAGAUGUUCUUUGGCAAACUUCAGACGGGCAUGUAUAUGUGCUUUCUUGAGCAGGGGGACCUUGCGGGCGCUGCAGUAUUUCAGUCCUUCACGGCGUAGUGUGUUACCAAUUGUUUUCUUGGUGACUAUGGUCCCAGCUGCUUUGAGAUCAUUGACAAGAUCCUCCCGUGUAGUUCUGGGCUGAUUCCUCACCGUUCUCAUGAUCAUUAAAACUCCACGAGGUGAGAUCUUGCAUGGAGCCCCAGGCCGAGGGAGAUUGACAGUUAUUUUGUGUUUCUUCCAUUUGCGAAUAAUCGCACCAACUGUUGUCACCUUCUCACCAAGCUACUUGGCGAUGGUCUUGUAGCUCAUUCCAGCCUUGCGUAGGUCUACAAUCUUGUCCCUGACAUCCUUGGAGAGCUCUUUGGUCUUGGCCAUGGUGGAGAGUUUGGAAUCUGAUUGAUUGAUUGCUUCUGUGGACAGGUGUCUUUUAUACAAGUAACAAGCUGAGAUUAGGAGCACUCCCUUUAAGAGUGUGCUCCUAAUCUCAGCUCGUUACCUGUAUAAAAGACACCUGGGAGCCAGAAAUCUUUCUGAUUGAGAGGGGGUCAAAUACUUAUUUCCCUCAUUAAAAUGCAAAUCAAUUCAUAAUAUUUUUGACAUACGUGUUUCUGGAUUUUUUGUUGUUAUUCUGUCUCUCACUGUCAAAUAAACCUACCAUAACAAUUAUAGACUGAUCAUUUCUUUGUCAGUGGGCAAACGUACAAAAUCAGCAGAGGAUCAAAUACUUUUUUCCCUCACUGUACAACUAAACAAGAACAAUUAAAACAUGUGAAAGUCAGAAUGGGAGCUGAAGGAUGAAUCGAGCCCACCACUAUACCAUAUUUUUUUUACCUUAUGUUUCGAGUGUAGGCCUAUUUGAUUUCACUGUUAUCUUUCACAUUCAGCACCAAGUCACCUGCUCCAUCAAUCCUGUCUGAACCGUUACUGUGUGUUUGGUCCUCAGGAUAUUGGAGUUGCCCUGGCCAUCACAAUACUCUGCCAGAUGAGAAGAAAGUUUGAUGUGCCACCUGUGAUCUUCACAUCUCAACCACAUCAAUACAGAGAG
Coregonus sp. 'balchen' is the source of this 5547-nucleotide messenger RNA. The record is from the annotation of a GenBank genome assembly. Lineage: Eukaryota; Metazoa; Chordata; Actinopteri; Salmoniformes; Salmonidae.